Juglans microcarpa x Juglans regia is the source of this 3891-nucleotide messenger RNA. RefSeq names its product DNA mismatch repair protein MSH3. NCBI's taxonomy places the organism in Eukaryota, Viridiplantae, Streptophyta, Magnoliopsida, Fagales, Juglandaceae. Gene Ontology annotation, cellular component: nucleus. Gene Ontology annotation, molecular function: mismatched DNA binding; ATP-dependent DNA damage sensor activity; ATP binding. The record is from RefSeq and is a predicted model, not a curated record. Gene Ontology annotation, biological process: mitotic recombination; mismatch repair.
AACGAAGGGAUAGAAGACGAUAUGGUUUGAGGAGUCCAGAUAAAAAGGCGCCAAAUCAAUAAACCCUCCCAGAUCCAUACUAAAUUUGCCCUCACUUCCACCACCGCCAUCACCUGUUACAAAUUUACAAUGGGCAAGCAAAAACAGCAAGUAAUAUCCCGCUUCUUCGCUCCCAAAUCCAAAAUCCCAUCGAGUCCUGCUCCUCCUCCGUCUUCUUCUUCAACCCCACCUCCAAAAAUCUCAGCCACAGUCACUUUCUCUCCCUCCAAACGCCGCCUUACCUCCCGACUCUCCUCCCCAAAUUCCAAACCCUCAAAGCUCCCCAAACUCUCCCCCCACACCCACAAUGCCAUCCCCCCUCUCCCGAACCCCUCCCUCCACGAAAAAUUCCUCCACCGACUACUAGAACCUUCCACAACAUCUUCAGAACUGUCAUCUCAAAACCCGAAACCAAACCCGACCAAAUACACUCCCUUAGAACUACAAGUCGUGGACCUUAAAAAUAAAUACCCUGAUGUUCUUUUGAUGGUGGAAGUUGGUUACAAGUACCGGUUUUUUGGCGAGGAUGCCGAAAUUGCGGCAAGGGAGUUGGGGAUAUAUGCCCAUUUGGAUCAUAGCUUUAUGACGGCGAGCGUGCCUACUUUUCGAUUAAAUGUCCAUGUGAGGAGGCUUGUGAGUGCUGGGUAUAAGGUUGGUGUGGUGAAGCAGACCGAGACCGCGGCAAUUAAGGCGCACGGGGAGAACCGGCUGGGCCCCUUUUGCCGGGGAUUAUCAGCAUUGUACACUAAGGCGACGCUAGAGGCAGCCGAGGAUAUGGGGGGAGGGGAGGAGGGGUGGGGAGAGAGUAAUUAUUUGGUUUGUGUUGUGGAGAAGGGUGUGCUAGAAAAGAAUUUGGAGUGUGGAGUGGAGAGUGGGUUUGAUGUGACAAUCGGCAUGGUUGCGGUGGAAAUAUCUACGGGAGACGUUGUUUAUGCGGAGUUCAACGAUAAUUUUAUGAGGUGUGCGCUUGAGGCUGUGGUUUUAAGCUUGUCACCUGCAGAGUUGCUUCUUGGCAAGCCUCUCUCUCAGCAAACGGAGAAGUUGUUACUUGCUUAUGCUGGACCCUCUUCAAAUGUUCGUGUGGAGCAUGCCUCAGGAGAAUGCUUCAUAGAUGGAGGUGCGCUUGCUGAAGUGAUGUCUUUAUACGAGAACACGAGUGAAGAUAAUUUAGUAGAUCAUCCAUAUCAUGCAAUACAAAGCACGAAGGUCACAGAGCAGGGAAACCAUCGCCUGACAAUUGAGGGGAUUAUGAACAUGCCAGAUUUGGCUGUCCAAGCACUGGCCUUAACCAUUCGGCAUCUAAAGCAAUUUGGUUUUGAGAGAAUCUUGUGCCUGGGAGCUUCAUUUAGGCCCUUCUCAAGCAAAAUGGAGAUGACCUUCUCAGCCAAUGCACUUCAACAAUUGGAGGUUUUGAAGAACAGCACCGAUGGGUCCGAGUCUGGCUCCUUGCUGCAGUUCAUGAAUCAUACUCUUACUAUAUAUGGUUCAAGACUUCUUAGGCACUGGGUAGCGCACCCUUUAUGUGAUAGGAACAUGAUUUCUGCUCGUCUUGAUGCUGUUUCUGAGAUUGCAGAAUCGAUGGGGUCUUCUAGGGCUUUGCAAAAUAUUCAAGGGUUAGAUGGGGAAAAUUCUGAUACCACAGUUGUACAACCUGAGUUUACUUAUCUACUUUCUUCAGUUUUGACAUUGUUGGGGAGGUCACCCGAUAUUCAACGUGGUAUAACAAGAGUCUUCCACCGGACUGCCACCCCGUCCGAGUUCAUUGCAGUCAUCCAAGCUAUUCUAUGUGCUGGAAAACAACUUCAGAAAAUUCACCUUGAAGAAGAGGAUAACGUCAAAAAUAUGCGAGCCAAUACUGUGUACUCCAAGCUGUUGAAAAAGUUGAUUUUGACUGCUUCAUCAUCCAUUGUAAUUGGCAGUGCUGUGAAAUUGUUGUCUACCCUUAACAAAGAAGCAGCUGAUCAAAGAGAUCUAAAAAAUUUAAUUAGCACAUCUAAUGGUCAAUUUCCUGAGGUUUCUAGAGCCCAAAAAGAGGUUCAUAUGGCACAGGAGAAAUUGGAUUCUCUGAUUGAUUUGUAUCGCAAGCAGCUUGGAAUGCGCAAAUUGGAAUUCAUGAAUGUGUCUGGAACAACACAUUUAAUAGAGUUGCCCUUAGACGUGAAGGUACCCUUGAAUUGGGUUAAGGUAAAUAGUACCAAAAAAACAAUACGCUAUCACCCACUGGAAGUGUUGACUGCUUUAGACCAGUUAUCGCUAGCAAAUGAGAAGCUGACAGUUGCCUGCCGAGCUGCUUGGGAUAGCUUUCUAAGGGAAUUUGGUAAAUAUUAUGCUGACUUUCAAGCUGCUGUUCAAGCACUGGCUACUUUGGAUUGUCUGCAUUCCCUUGCCAUUCUUUCCAGAAAUAAGAAUUAUGUUCGUCCAGUUUUUGUCUAUGAAGAUGAACCUGUUCAAGUACACAUCUCUUCUGGUCGUCAUCCGGUUUUGGAAACUAUGUUACAAGACAAUUUUGUUCCAAAUGACACGAAUUUGAAUGCAGACGGUGAGUAUUGUCAGAUUGUUACUGGACCCAACAUGGGUGGAAAGAGUUGCUACAUUCGCCAAGUUGCUCUCAUUGCCAUCAUGGCUCAGGUUGGUUCCUUCGUACCAGCAUCAUCGGCAAAACUCCAUGUGCUAGAUGGUAUCUACACCCGAAUGGGUGCUUCUGACAGUAUCCAACAAGGGAGAAGCACCUUUCUAGAAGAGUUGAGUGAGGCUUCAAAUAUACUCCACAAUUGCACAGCACGUUCAUUGGUUAUCAUUGAUGAACUUGGGAGAGGCACAAGCACACAUGAUGGUGUAGCUAUUGCUUAUGCUACAUUGCAUUAUCUGCUAGAGCAGAAAAGGUGCAUGGUUCUCUUUGUCACCCACUACCCUAAAAUUGCGGAUAUUAGAAAUGAAUUUCCUGGCUCUGUGGGGGCAUACCAUGUUUCAUAUUUGACUUCGCAUAAAGACAUGGAUAUAGAAGACUCAAAAUCUGAUCAUGAAGAUGUGACUUACCUAUAUAAGCUUGUGACUGGCGUUUCAGAGAGUAGUUUUGGUUUUAGGGUUGCACAGCUUGCACAGCUACCUUCAACAUGUAUUAGUCGAGGCAUUAUCAUGGGUUCCAGGUUAGAAGCACUUGUAAACAACAGGGCAGGAAGUAGAUUGGGAAAAAAGCAUCUCCUUGAGAAACUCCUUAUUGAUAAUGACCCACAAACACAAAAGAAAAUGUUGGAAACUCCAGAGUGCUUCCGUCCUGGAGGGACAUGGGAUUUAGAAGACGUCAAUGUUGCAUACAAGGGAUUCUUUUCUAGCUUGAAAGCAGCAGUAUCUGAUGAUGAAGUUGCAAGAAGCAUCCAGCUUUUAAAUGCUAGAAGCAUUGCAAAGGAUUUAGUAAGCAGUCGGUGGGGAGAAGGGUACUGGGUACUAGCAUCAUAUAGGAUGCACCUUAUCAAAUUUGUUUUCCAAGGUACAAGGCCAUUCCUGAAAAGUGUUUUUGAGAUGGCAUGUCUCAUUCUACGGCAAGGAGAGCUAACAGUCCAGCAAUGGGGGCAGAGUUCACGUGAAAUUCUUCAAUUUUGUAGGUAAUAGUUUUGUGUUAAAAAUGUCUUUGGAGAUGGCAUGCAUCAUUCUACUCCAUUUCUGUUGCCUCUUUCCGUCCUCACUCUCAUUCAUUUCUAUUUCAUAUCCAUGUGAGUUAUCAUUUGAUGUAAAUAUCACAAGACUCCGAUGUAACCCGAAAAUGUAAUUGGUGAAACUUAAAUGUAAAUUAGUAUAUGCAACAGAAAAAAAGGGAAUUCCUUCUUCAUUUCUCUCAUUUUCUUUUUGGGAGGG